GCAACAACCUGGCCCUGCCUGGCAACCGAUCUUCUACGCCCUCCGUAGACGCUGGUGAGCAUUUUCCUACUGGCCCCUCAACCGCCAACAAGACAACCUUGUGCUGCCAACAAACCGUGUGAGCCGCCAUCAUGUCACACACUGGUACUAUGCGGGGGACGCCCAAGAACCGCACCCCAGCUCCCGCUCAGUUCGCCAGUAGCCCAUCUGGCAUCCCACGACCAGCACUGGAGUCCCACGUCACCCAGAGCGAUGCAGGCACUUCAACACUCAGCGCCAGUCGGGCGAAGAUGUCGAAGCGGGACGAUGCCAUCCGACGGAAGAUCGAGACGGAUCUGAACAAGAAGAAGAACCCCGGAGGACGAGUGCGUCCCACGAGAAAGGCACCCCCUGGCACCGUUCUUGCCCUCAAACCGAGCCCGGCCUUGCAGAUCAAGCCCAAUACCACCGUCGCCGAGGCAGCUCAGUUGAUGGCAGCGAAGAGGGAAGAUUGCGUAUUAGUUACGGAUGACGACGAUCGUAUUGCUGGUAUCUUCACGGCGAAAGACUUGGCUUUCCGUGUGGUUGGAGCUGGAAUCAAGGCGCGCGACGUUACAAUUGAAGAGAUUAUGACCAAGAACCCUCUCUGCGCAAAGACCGAUACCAGUGCCACCGAUGCACUCGACCUUAUGGUUAGAAAAGGCUUUCGUCACUUGCCUGUCAUGGACGAGAACCACGAUAUCUCUGGUAUCUUGGACAUUACAAAGUGCUUCUACGAUGCCAUGGAGAAGCUGGAGCGCGCAUACAGCUCAUCCCGCAAGCUCUAUGAUGCUUUGGAGGGUGUACAGGCAGAACUUGGCUCGAGUCAACCACAACAGAUUAUACACUACGUCGAGGCCAUUCGACAGAAGAUGUCUGGCCCCACCCUAGAAUCCGUCUUGACCGGAUUGCCUCCAACUACGGUAUCUGUUCGCACGUCGGUCAAAGAGGCGGCUGCACUGAUGAAGGAGAAUCACACUACGGCCGUUUUGGUUCAAGACCAGGGUUCAAUAACUGGCAUCUUCACCAGCAAAGACGUUGUUCUUCGUGUCAUUGCUGCUGGCCUGGACCCAGCUACCUGCAGCGUCGUUAGAGUCAUGACUCCCCAUCCCGACUUUGCGCCUAUGGAUAUGAGUAUCCAGUCGGCGCUUCGCAAGAUGCACGACGGCCACUAUCUCAACUUGCCUGUCAUGAGCGAUGCCGGUGAAAUUGUAGGCAUGGUCGAUGUCCUCAAGCUGACCUAUGCCACUCUUGACCAGAUCAACAACAUCAGCACGACAGACAGUGAAGGGCCGGCCUGGAAUAAGUUCUGGCUGUCGUUGGACAAUGAGACGGAGUCGAUGAUGUCUGGCGAGGGUGGAAGCCGAAUCCCUGGCACGCCUGACCAUCGAUCCAUGGUUUCCCACGAGCACCGCCCUGCCUUCAUGGAUCGUGGAGAUAGCGUCCUUCCCAAUGACUCUGCUUCGCACCAUGGAGAGUCUCCGCCCCAGUCUGCGGUGGCCAGUGUGCCGCCGACCGCCCUGGAAGACUUGCCCUUUCCUUUCAAAUUCAAGGCGCCUAGCGGACGUGUGCACCGCCUGCAGGUCGUGGCUUCGUCCGGUAUCGAAGAGCUCAUCUCAAAUGUAGCUAGCAAGCUUGGGGCCGAGGUGGAGUCAAUCGGGGGUGCACCCAGCUUUGAGCAUGGCAAGGUGUCCAAAGCAGGGUUCGCCCUGAGCUACCUCGACAAUGAAGGCGACACUGUCUCCAUCACGACGAAUGAUGACCUCAUCGAGGCCAUCAGCCUUUCUCGCCUUGGGCAUCGCGAGAAGGUGGAUCUUUUUGUGCACGACCCAGACAAGCCGCCGCUUGUUGCCGAAGUCAACCCCCAACCUGCCUUGGCGAGGCCAGUUACUCCGCCAGAGUCUAUACUUCGCGAGCGCAAGAAGUACUUUGAUGACGAGGAAGAAGCGGAGGCGCGGCCAAGAUCAAAGCACCGAGCCCAGCCUACGCCGGUCGCGCAGCAGCCGGAGAUUAUCGCGGGGGUGCCCAACGACCUUCUUCUUCCCGGAGCUAUUGGUGUUUUGGCGGUGGUGAUUGUGGGUGUCUUUGUGCUUGGCCGGGCCUCGAGUCGCUAGAAGUAUACAGACGGGG
Messenger RNA from Cucurbitaria berberidis CBS 394.84, 2148 nucleotides. Its product is annotated as CBS-domain-containing protein. The transcript is spliced from 4 exons. The record is from RefSeq and is a predicted model, not a curated record. NCBI's taxonomy places the organism in Eukaryota, Fungi, Ascomycota, Dothideomycetes, Pleosporales, Cucurbitariaceae. Gene Ontology annotation, molecular function: protein binding. Bases 132 to 2132 code for a protein of 666 amino acids.